UCUAGUCUCAGAAGCACUAACUAUAUCUGUAACUGCAUUCUGCUUCUUUUUUCGGCAAAAUGGCGGAAUGUGCGUCGAUUGUGCCUGAAUUAGAAACUCAAAAGAAUGAAAUUGCUAAUAUUUCGAAAAAAGUUCUUCAAAAAGGAGAUAUUUGGUGUUUGAUUGACAACAAAUGGUUUAAGCAGUGGAAAAAGUAUGUUGGUUAUGACAGCUGGGAGACUUCAAAUAUUGGUGACAGAGCCACACAUCCUGGUCCUAUUGAUAAUUCUCCUCUUCUGAGAGAUGAUGGUAGUGGAGAAAUAAAGGAUCACCUUAUUGAUGAGCUGGAUUAUGUUCUGUUACCUGAAGAAGCUUGGAAUUUAUUAGUGAAAUGGUAUGGUUUAACUGAAGGUCAACAGCCUAUUGCCCGUAAGGUUGUUGAGUAUGGAAUGUUCGUGAAGCAUUGUAAGGUAGAAGUCUAUUUACUUGAAUUCAAACUUUGUUCAAACAGUGAUCUGGAUCAUAUUGUAACAAGAAAGUUUAGUAAAUCUGAUACAAUAGAAUUUAUUGAAAAAGAAAUGAGAAGUUUAUUUAACAUACCAGAUGAAAAGGAAACACGCCUUUGGAAUCGUUAUAGCAGUAAUACAUAUGAGCAUUUGAGUAACAAAGACAGUACAGUCCAGGAUGCUGGUCUGUAUCAGGGACAGGUUAUAAUUAUUGAAGAAAAGAAUGAUGAUGGCACCUGGCCCAGGCAAGUGAAAAGUACCAGUGCAGCACUUGCUUAUACCAAUUCUACUAGUACUGGUGCUGGUGAUACAAGGCCUUAUAAUAACCAAACAAAUACGAUUGCCACCAGGAGUUAUAGUAGUGUUGGAUAUGGUAGUUCUAGUUAUGGUUAUGAGUACCAUACUGGUAAUACAUGUAAUGUGCAGCCUGGAUUAUGUGGAUUAAGUAAUUUAGGAAGUACAUGUUUCAUGAAUUCAGCUCUUCAGUGCAUGAGUAAUACGCCUCCUCUUGUUGAAUACUUUUUGCAAGAUCGAUAUUGGGAUGAACUGAAUAAAGAGAACCCUCUUGGCAUGCAAGGGGAAAUUGCAAAAUCAUUUGGUGAACUAAUAAAGAACAUGUGGUGUGGACGAUAUUCAUACACAGUACCCAGAAAUUUUAAGGUAUAUUUUUUUCUAAUGUUUAAUAAUUUCAAGCAUAUGAAAGGUUUUGGGAUGCAUUUUAGUGAUUCCUCUUUAAUG
Stegodyphus dumicola is the source of this 1223-nucleotide messenger RNA. Its product is annotated as ubiquitin carboxyl-terminal hydrolase 15-like. Gene Ontology annotation, molecular function: cysteine-type deubiquitinase activity. NCBI's taxonomy places the organism in Eukaryota, Metazoa, Arthropoda, Arachnida, Araneae, Eresidae. The record is from RefSeq and is a predicted model, not a curated record. Gene Ontology annotation, biological process: protein deubiquitination.